AUGGAUUGGGCAGAAUGUCCGCCUAUUACCAAAAUUUACCUUGUUGGAGCAUUAGCCACGAGUGUAGCAGUCCAAUGUCAUUUAGUAACUCCUUACCAGCUUUAUUUUACAUAUCGAGCCACUUUUGAACAUGUUCAGCUUUGGCGACUAGUGACUAAUUUCCUUUACUUUGGUCCCUUAAGUCUUGAUUUCUUUUUCCAUUUAUUCUUCUUUAUGAGAUAUUCCAAAAUGUUAGAAGAAAAUACUUACCAUGGUCAUCGAGCCGACUACGCCUGGCUCCUAAUAGUCUGUUGUACCCUUCUCCUAUUACUCUCACCACUCUCACCCGCUCCAUUCUUAUCAGCUCCAUUAAGUUUCACAUUAGUUUAUCUAUGGGCAAGACUAAACUCAUCAGUUAGAUUAUCACUCUUUGGAGUGAUCACCAUCUCAGCUGGUCAUCUACCAUACGCACUUGUCUUAUUUAGUUGGGCAUUAAAUAGUGGUUAUCAUGGUGUAGUAGGUGAUCUACUUGGAAUCGCUGUUGGUCAUGUAUGGUAUUUCUUUACCGAGAUUUGGAAAAGAGAAUUAGCAAGUGGUGAAAAGAAUUGGUUAAAAACUCCUGAUCUUUUGUAA
This is a messenger RNA of Melampsora larici-populina 98AG31, 612 nucleotides long. RefSeq lists its product as uncharacterized. The coding region runs from base 1 to 612 and encodes 203 amino acids. Gene Ontology annotation, biological process: endoplasmic reticulum unfolded protein response. NCBI's taxonomy places the organism in Eukaryota, Fungi, Basidiomycota, Pucciniomycetes, Pucciniales, Melampsoraceae. The transcript is spliced from 8 exons. Gene Ontology annotation, molecular function: ubiquitin-specific protease binding; misfolded protein binding. Gene Ontology annotation, cellular component: Hrd1p ubiquitin ligase ERAD-L complex; endoplasmic reticulum membrane. The record is from RefSeq and is a predicted model, not a curated record.